Setaria italica (foxtail millet) is the source of this 2434-nucleotide messenger RNA. Its product is annotated as probable anion transporter 4, chloroplastic. NCBI's taxonomy places the organism in Eukaryota, Viridiplantae, Streptophyta, Magnoliopsida, Poales, Poaceae. The record is from RefSeq and is a predicted model, not a curated record. The transcript has 11 exons. Gene Ontology annotation, biological process: transmembrane transport. The coding region runs from base 157 to 1950 and encodes 597 amino acids. Gene Ontology annotation, molecular function: transmembrane transporter activity.
UCCUUUCGCGCUUUAGAUAAGCCGAGGAGACCAAGCAGCAAGCACCCCGAGCGGCAGGCAGAGGGGGUCAUGACCCGAGAGGGUUCUUGAAUCUUGCGCUCUCAGCUGCCUGUACUUGCUUGGUACUAUCUCCUAUUUUCCGGACCAGAUUCCAUCAUGGCCAUGGGAGCUGUGCUCUCAGGUAGAAGCUUCGCCUCUCCGCUCUCUUCAGUAAAGAAACAUGAGAUGAAGUAUUUCACAUCAACACAGAACAAGUGUGUGUGUUCAUCGGUUCCUGGACAAAGAUUUCAUCGACACAUUACUGGGACCAAUCUUUUCCCGGCCCAAAGUCAUUCAAGAAGCACUGCAACGGCAAGGCAUCAGGUAUCUAGGCGGUUUCAGACCCCUGUGCUGGAAUCCUCCGGGGACCAUCUGAAGAUCUCCAGUGCAAGCAUCAAGAGGAGAGUUCUAUCCAGGGUUGAGUGCUUUCUCACUUCAGACCCAGCGAGCGGUGGUUCGCUAAAACCAAGGAGGCGGCAGAAUUCCACUGCUACUACUUCGGAGAGCGCUUGUGUCCACCUGGAGUACAGAGUGCCCAUCAGAAGACGCGCUGACUGCAAAGCCGAGCAGUAUGGAAUCACAGGGUCACCGUUGAGCCCUUCUGACGGUCCUGCUGAUACAAUUCUGGUUGGAGAUACAAGCAACAUUUCCCCCUGGUGGCAGCAGUUCCCAAAGCGCUGGACGAUCGUUCUCCUUUGCUUCUUUGCGUUCCUGCUCUGCAAUAUGGACCGUGUCAAUUUGAGCAUUGCGAUACUACCAAUGGCGUCGGAGUUCAGCUGGAAUCCAGCAACCGUUGGCCUAAUCCAAUCUUCUUUCUUUUGGGGCUAUCUUCUUACUCAGAUUCUUGGAGGCAUUUGGGCUGACAGGUUUGGUGGCAAGGUAGUGCUAGGAUUUGGGGUUGUAUGGUGGUCAAUUGCAACAGUUCUUACACCCCUUGCUGCCAAGAUUGGGCUUCCAUGCUUGCUCAUCGCACGUGCCUUCAUGGGGAUAGGCGAGGGUGUUGCCAUGCCUGCUAUGAACAACAUCCUUUCCAAAUGGAUCCCAGUUUCAGAGAGGAGCAGAUCUCUUGCUUUAGUUUACAGCGGAAUGUACCUUGGUUCAGUCACCGGCCUCGCUUUCUCACCUCUGUUGAUCAGCAGAUUUGGUUGGCCUUCUGUUUUUUAUGCAUUUGGGUCCUUGGGAAGCGUCUGGUUUGCACUGUGGCAAACGAAAGCACACAGCUCUCCAGAUGAUGAUCCAGAACUAAGCAAAGCUGAAAAGAGGCACAUACUAGGUGGUAAUGCCUUAAAGGAGCCUGUCACUUCCAUACCAUGGAGACUAAUUCUUUCAAAGGCUCCAGUAUGGGCUCUCAUAAUAUCGCAUUUUUGCCAUAACUGGGGAACAUUCAUUCUUCUAACAUGGAUGCCCACAUACUAUAACCAGGUUUUGAAGUUUAAUCUCACCGAAUCUGGGCUGCUGUGUGUCUUGCCAUGGCUGACAAUGGCUGUUUUUGCGAAUAUCGGCGGUUGGAUUGCUGACACUCUUGUUCAGAGAGGGAUUUCUAUAACAAAUGUUCGUAAGAUCAUGCAAUCUGUUGGUUUCCUUGGACCUGCCUUGUUCUUGACGCUGCUGAGCAAGGUCCGAACUCCAGCCAUGGCCGUGUUGUGCAUGGCAUGCAGUCAGGGGAGUGAUGCUUUUUCACAAUCUGGGCUGUAUUCCAACCACCAAGAUAUAGGACCACGUUACGCGGGGGUACUUCUUGGACUGUCAAACACUGCUGGCGUGCUUGCAGGAGUUUUUGGUACUGCUGCCACUGGCUACAUUCUUGAGAAAGGUUCUUGGGAUAGUGUGUUCAAGGUAUCUGUUGUGCUGUACAUAGUAGGAACAGUGGUGUGGAAUGUCUUUUCAACCGGAGAGAAAGUGCUCGAAUGACCUGUGCUGUGGAUAAAAUUAACUGAUUUUUAGAUCCAUUUUGCGGAUAAUACAUUACGGCAGGGAAAGCUCUUCAUGAGACAAUAGUCGAACUCCAUUGUUGGCUGGAGAUAUGAUGUUUGGGCUACUGAAAGGAUGAACCACAAACUAAGUGAUGUAAUAACCCAGGGAGUUUUGCUGAGAAUUUGAGAACGUAGAUUUAGAACCAAAUAAACAUGUGCAGAAUGCAGCCGCAGCGAGGGCACGCCAGAUUUUGAAGCAAGCCUUUUGCAUCUGUUUCUUGAGCAGUCCAAGACUCCGAGUCCAAGCUUGUGCCUGGUCCCCCAUGCAUCUUCUUUUCAAUUUUUGUUGUACAAUAGUGAGCGAUGAAACUAUGUGCUCAGCCUCCCUCCUGAGUUUUGAGGAAGGAACCAAACAGUUGUGUAAUGGUAGUAAUAUUAUGCAAAAAAAAAUUGAAUGAAAAUUCUUGCUUGUAUUCGUCUCA